UCUCAGAGAGCAGCCUUAAAGGGGAAGGGUGGUAUCUCCUCGACAUGGCUGCAACAAAGGAGCUUUUGAUGCUGGAAAACUUCAUAGGUGGAAAAUUUUUACCCUGUAACUCAUAUAUAGAUUCUUAUGAUCCAUCAACAGGAGAAGUGUAUUGCAAAGUGCCAAAUAGUGGAAAAGAAGAGAUCGAAGCUGCAGUAGAGGCUGCCAGAGAGGCCUUUCCUGCGUGGUCGUCCCAGAGCCCCCAGGGCCGCUCCCAGGUCCUAAACCGGAUAGCUGAUUUGCUGGAGCAGUCCCUGGAGGAAUUCGCCCAGGCAGAAUCUAAAGACCAAGGGAAGACCCUAACACUGGCGAGGACCAUGGACAUUCCCCGGUCUGUGCAGAACUUCCGGUUCUUUGCUUCGUCCAUCCUGCACCAUACGGCCGAGUGCACUCAGAUGGACCACCUGGGCUGCAUGCACUACACCGUACGCAGCCCUGUGGGAAUUGCUGGCCUGAUCAGCCCUUGGAAUUUGCCACUCUACCUGCUGACCUGGAAGAUCGCUCCGGCCAUUGCUUCUGGGAAUACUGUGAUUGCCAAGCCCAGCGAGCUAACUUCUGUGACUGCGUGGAUGAUGUGCAAACUCCUGGACAGAGCAGGUGUCCCACCAGGUGUGGUCAAUAUUGUGUUUGGAACAGGACCUAGGGUAGGGGAGGCCCUGGUGUCCCACCCAGAGGUGCCGUUGAUCUCUUUCACUGGGAGCCAGCCCACUGCGGAGCGGAUCACCAUGCUGAGUGCUCCUCACUGCAAGAAGCUCUCCCUGGAGCUGGGGGGCAAGAAUCCUGCCAUCGUCUUUGAGGACGCUGUCCUCGAAGAGUGCAUUCCUGCAACGGUCAGGUCCAGCUUUGCCAAUCAGGGUGAGAUCUGCCUCUGCACCAGCCGGAUUUUUGUGCAGAACAGCAUCUAUCAUGAGUUUGUAAAGAGGUUUGUCGAAGCCACCAGAAAGUGGAAAGUUGGCAUUCCUUCUGAUCCAUCAGCCAGCAUGGGCGCUUUGAUAAGUAAGACACAUUUGGAGAAAGUCAGAAGUUAUGUGAAGAAAGCUCGGGCUGAAGGAGCUCAGGUUUUGUGUGGUGAGGGGGUGGACCAGCUGAGCUUGCCUCCUAGGAACCAAGCAGGCUACUUCAUGCUUCCCACAGUGAUAACCGACAUCAAGGAUGACUCCUGCUGCAUGAAGGAAGAGAUAUUUGGUCCAGUGACAUGUGUGGUUCCCUUUGAUAAUGAAGAGGAAGUGAUUCAGAGGGCCAACAGUGUCAAGUAUGGGUUGGCAGCUACAGUGUGGUCAAGCAACGUGGGGCGUGUCCACCGGGUGGCUAAGAAGCUGCAGUCAGGCUUGGUCUGGACCAACUGCUGGCUCAUCCGGGAGCUGAACCUGCCAUUUGGAGGUAUGAAGAGUUCUGGGAUAGGAAGAGAAGGAGCCAAGGACUCAUAUGACUUCUUUACAGAAAUCAAAACCAUUACCGUUAAGCACUGACCUUCCCCCACGGAAAAGCCGCUGCGGUGACUGUGAGGCUAGCAGCAGAGAAUGUGCCUCCUGAGCAGAGAACAGGAAUCCUAAGUUCCAGCUGCGUCUUGACUUACCUGCAAGGGGCUGGCUCUAGCUGAUCUUAGUAGUAGUUAGUAUUUUCAUCAUCUGGUGAGGAGCUGCUGUCUACUUUCACUGUGGAAUCAGAUCAGGAAAGACUUCUAAGUAUGGAGAAUUGACAAAGAAACCAGCCAGCGACCAGUCUCCUCCCACGAGAUACAUUUACAGAUUUUCUGUAGUUUCACGAUUGGAUUCUUGAAAAUUCUCAAUAAUCAAAUGGGUUUAUUUGCAAAUACAGGGCUUAAAAGAAUUCCUGAGGGGCUGAAGAGAAGCAACUAUCAUUUUCUACCACAUGAGAGCUGUGGAGGUUGCUGGCUCCCUAACCACUGGCAUGGUUAAUUGAUCAUUGACUGCCUGAAACUAUAAGGGCAAAAAUGCACAGAGAUUUAGCAACUUACCAAGUAGGCUGUGCCAAAUAUAUCUGUAGAAGGACAACCCUGGCGUAGCUGUUACUUUAAGGAGGAAUUUUCGGAACACUAACAAAAGAGCUUGGUCCAUUUCCAUUGUUAAGUCUAACCAAUGCUAAUUCUUUUUGAAAGAAGCAAUAAAUGUUUAAGUUUUAGUAACAA
This is a messenger RNA of Jaculus jaculus (lesser Egyptian jerboa), 2188 nucleotides long. RefSeq names its product aldehyde dehydrogenase 8 family member A1 (gene Aldh8a1). The transcript has 7 exons. Bases 45 to 1508 code for a protein of 487 amino acids. Gene Ontology annotation, biological process: retinoic acid metabolic process. The record is from RefSeq and is a predicted model, not a curated record. Lineage: Eukaryota; Metazoa; Chordata; Mammalia; Rodentia; Dipodidae. Gene Ontology annotation, molecular function: retinal dehydrogenase (NAD+) activity.